AAGAAAAGUCUCUAGGCAGGGUUGUCGCUGCGCCAGUUCUGUGACUGAAUUUUGGAACGCACUAUUUUUCGGUGUUAUAAUUUGGACGCGUCGCGUUGCACAACAACGGAACGUAACAAUUAGACUUUUAUUUUUAGAAGAGUUCUAUUCUGGCUGCUGCUCCGCUGGCUUAGUGUCGCCGUUACUUCUGUGUUGUGUUGUGAAAUUGGAUCGGUGUUUUUGAGUUUGUGAAGUUGGCCGGAUCAGUGGAUAUUUUUAGGGGGUUUUCGUCUGGUCCCUCCUGGAUUUGUUAUUUCACCACUAUGAAGUGAACUCCAGGAGCUACGGUGGUCAACAGAGAGAACACGAUGUUAUCGGCGGGGUUGGGAUAUUCCGCACCCCCAGGUACAACACCCCCUUACAGUCCACCCCUUGCAGCUAGACACAGCCCCCUACCUAGCUUUAGUUUCACCCAGGAGCAAGUUGCCUGCGUAUGUGAGGUUCUUCAACAAGCCGGCAACGUUGAUCGUCUUGGUAGAUUCCUCUGGUCCCUCCCUGCCUGUGAUAAACUACAUAACAAUGAAUCCGUACUCAAAGCCAAGGCCAUCGUGGCUUUCCACAGAGGAAAUUUCAAAGACCUCUACAAGAUACUCGAAAACCACCAGUUCAGUCCACACAACCAUUCCAAGCUACAGACUCUAUGGCUCAAAGCACAUUACAUUGAGGCAGAAGGCUUACGUGGUAGACCAUUAGGAGCAGUAGGAAAAUACAGGGUAAGAAGAAAAUUCCCCCUGCCCAGGACGAUAUGGGACGGCGAAGAAACGAGUUACUGCUUCAAAGAGAAAUCCAGGAGCGUACUCAGAGAAUGGUACAAUCACAACCCUUAUCCUAGUCCUAGAGAAAAGAGAGAAUUAGCUGAAGCAACAGGUUUAACUACUACGCAAGUCUCGAAUUGGUUCAAGAACAGGCGACAAAGGGACAGGGCGGCAGAACAGAAAGACAGUAACCAAACCAGUUCGGACAAACCACACUUGGACUCGAGCGGUUCGGACAGCGAAGGCGACAACCAGCACAAGAUCGGUUCUUUCGUGCCUGCAGGAGUUGUGGGCACAGCCUCAGCACAGAUGAGCGCCUACGCAGCAGGACUGGGUUCCUCCAUCGGUCAGCCAAUCUACCAACCUCCCAGUGCACUCCUGCAUGACUACCAAGCCUUGUGACAAUGGUUGUGUGCAAACCAAGACCAUCAAUAAGAUAAUAUAGUUGGCUAAGUUUCAAGGCGAAUAUACUGUAGGAAUCCUCCUUCGGAUAUUGUGAUCUCUUAUCGGCUUCAACCGUUGAAUCAACAGAGAGAUUCUGCAUCAUCAAAAUAAUUGCAGAGAAGAGUGUAGAGAUGAAAACCAGCAAGACAGAAACUCGAAUUAGGAAGAUGUGACUUGAGUGAAGACCUUUAUUGGAUGAUCAACAGGUUUUUUAGGUUUUUCAUCAAUUACUAAAGCUGUCUUUUGUUGGUACCUACCUACCAUGGAUAGAACAUUCAUUGGGGUUGAUCUGUCUUGUCCAUAAAGAAGAAAACAAGAUGUGAAGUUACCUUCUACCUUUAGAUUUAAAAUAGGUGACCAACAAAAUUGUUACGAAAGAUUAAUUACCUGAAAAAAAACGAACAAAAGUGAAAACGUCACAACUUAGCAUAAAUACCGUAUCCCUAGAAAAAUUACCAAAAACUGGUAAUAACAAAAGUACUUCACUAAGUAAGUGAAGUAAAUGGAGCCAACACAAUAUCAAGUAUAUUCGAUUCAUCACAAAUAAUGAGCAUAAAUAAGAAAUGAAAAACUAAACUUCCUUUCUAUCGAUUUUCUGCUUGAACUAUUUCGAAGUUAUACAUCAGAUUAUUGUACAAAGUUGCACAUGAACCACUAGAACUAUACUCAGCUUUCAUAUGCUUAUACAAAUCUCACUGAAAUAUUGAAUUAUGUAUCGAUUCCAGUUGAUUCGAAAUGAAUGUUUCUUAAUUUUAUUAGUGUUAUUAGAUUUUUAGUAUCAAAAGCUUUGUAAAUAAAUAUUAUUUAUUUCAUAGAUAGUUUUACCGUCAGGCUGUUUGUUUAUUGUACUUAUUUUUUUUUUAUAGAAUAGAAAUGUUACGAAUGUUAAAUCAAAUUCAUUACUACAUUUCUGAUGUUGGAAUGAUUUCAUUUGGAAUUCAUUAAAUUUUUUUUCUUUAAGAA
Molecule: messenger RNA, 2201 nt
Organism: Harmonia axyridis
Lineage: Eukaryota; Metazoa; Arthropoda; Insecta; Coleoptera; Coccinellidae
Product: homeobox protein SIX2-like
Exons: 5
Coding region: 348-1196 (282 amino acids)
Biological process (GO): regulation of transcription by RNA polymerase II
Cellular component (GO): transcription regulator complex; nucleus
Molecular function (GO): DNA-binding transcription factor activity, RNA polymerase II-specific; RNA polymerase II cis-regulatory region sequence-specific DNA binding
Source: RefSeq, a predicted model, not a curated record